UCAUUUGAAACCUACACCAAUUGUAAAUGGUUUUUAUUUCGUUUCUCGAGAGGAUCAAAUGUUCAAAUAUGUAGAAAGACGCAAGGGAGUUUCGACCACUAGAGGGCAACCACACUCCAAUCUAAAGUCUCUAAUGUGUAAUUAAUGGAUUUAAAAAAAAAAAAGCAGUUGUCAUGAUCACACGGCGGAAAAAAAAUAUGAGAAAUCACCCUCUCAUAGUGAUUUAUGAUGAGUCAGUUUAACCAAGGUGGGCGGGUUGGACGUAUCUCCUCCUUCUUGAGUGCCGCAGUCGGUCGGACACACUUGUUGCAACCAGCCCAGUAAAAAAAAAAAAAAAAAAAAAAAAUUAUGCAACACGUAUAGAGCAGGAAAAGCUCGCGCCGUACCUUGCUCUUUCUCACCUGUAGCUUGUUCGGGAAAUACAAAAUCUACCUGGAUUUACGGCAGAAAGCUGGGCCGCAUACAGUGGACUGUAUGCACAGCUGCGUGGACAUCUGGACUCGUCCGGUGAGGGGGUUUAAUGAUCUCGACCUUUACCCAGGUGACAUGAUAAAAAUGACUCCUAAUCCUCCUAUUCGGAUUUGACUUGUCUGUUCGUCGUUAUCAACAGACACAACAACUGCCCUCGGGUGAGAAUGAGCAAGAAGGCCUCUGCUGGACUGCAGAUGGUCCGCGAGCUGCUCGCAGCGCAGAAUGAGGAGGACGAGGAUGAGGAGGGGGCGCUGACGGAAGAUGACGAGCCAAAGGUCUGCGGCGUGUGUGGGGAUCAGGCCAAGGGCUACCACUUCAACGCCUUGACGUGCGAAGGCUGUAAGGGCUUCUUCAGACGCAUAAUAAAGAGGUCAACGCAACUCCGCUGUCCGUUCCUGAAUAAGUGCACCAUAACAAAAAACAACCGCCGGUCGUGUCAAGCCUGCCGCUUCCGUAAAUGCCAGGCCAUCGGCAUGCGUGAAGAGAUGGUCAUGUCAGAGAAAGAAGUGUUGGAGCGGAGGAUCAAGAUCAAGAAGAGAAAGAUGCACAAGGCAUCAGCGGAGCUUUCACCCUGGCAAGAAAAUAUAAUCCAGGAGCUGCUGUCUGGCCACCGCAGCACAUUUGACUUUGCUCGUUUCAGUGGAUUCAGGCCUAUGGACCGAAACAUCUUUCCCGUGAAUGACAGCAGCCAUUCUGCGAGCGAGGCCUUCCACCCGCUGACCGGCCAUCCCGCGCAAACCUGCGCCACGGCCGACAAAUCCGCGGCCGAGCCCGCGGCCUCCUCGUGCGGCGGCUCCCUCUGCUCCUCGUUCUCGUCGUCCUCCUCCAGCCUCUGUGGUUCCUUUGAGAAGCAGGAGAGCCAGGAAGGAGACGGGGGCACAGCCCGAUGCGUCUUCACUGCUCUUCCACACGUGACCGACCUCACGACAUACAUGAUCCAGGAUAUAAUUAGGUUUUCCAAAGGCCUUCAGGACUUCCGAUCUCUGUCCAUGGGGGACCAGAUAUCUCUGCUGAAGGGAGCCACGUUUGAAAUAAUGCAGAUCCGCUUUAACAUGGUGUUCAACUCGAACACAGGCAACUGGGAAUGUGGCCACAUCACAUACUGCAUAGACGACGCUGUACGAGCGGGUUUCCAGCCACUCCUGUUGGAGCCUCUGCUCAAAUUUCACCACACGCUGCGGAGACUGGAACUGCAAGAGGAAGAGUACAUUCUCAUGCAGGCCAUGUCCCUGUUUUCUCCAGAUCGUCCUGGAGUGCAGCAGCGCGGCGUGAUCGACAAGGUUCAAGAAAACCUGGCGCUGACUCUAAAAACCUGGAUCGACUGCAAGAGAACGGGCUCAGAAAGGCACUUGCUGUACCCGAAAGUGAUAGCCUGCUGCACAGAGCUGAGAACAAUGACGGAGGAGUACAGCAAACAGAUCCUGCAGAUCCAGGACAUCCAGCCUGACACUAUAUCUCCUCUCAUAAUGGAGGUGGUCAGUAAAAGCCCCUGUAGCGACUUCUGAUGCGGGCACCUGCAGCACACGGACUCCUCAAGCACUCGGAGUCCCCCGCUGUUAUUUAACAAGAACUGAGCGUGUCCGUGGAUUUAAAUUAAUGUAUUCGGUUGUCAUACAAGCAAGGAAGUAGUAACUAAUUGUGUCGUGUAAUUGUCUUGUUCUCCGCGCACACCUCACGAGGGAAAGGUACCACAGGUAAGGCAGUGUGUUGCAAAGUGGGUUUUGUUACAGGCCAGAUUGAAUCCUUAUGUCCGUGUUUUUUUUGCUGACAGGAAGUGCAUGUUGUGAAGCUGAGCAUGUUUGCUUAAUUUAAAUAUUGCACAGAGAAUUGUCAAAGACUGAAAAUGGUGUAGCUACACGAACCAUCAUAAGUUUUUGCAUUUGUUACCUCAGGUUUAGUUUUGUGUUUUGAUGCUGUCACAUAAAACAAAACAAUCUCUACACUUGUAAAUAAAACUGAAUAAAGGUGCUCUUAAAGUA
Messenger RNA from Mugil cephalus (flathead mullet), 2450 nucleotides. RefSeq names its product nuclear receptor subfamily 1, group I, member 2 (gene nr1i2). The transcript is spliced from 9 exons. The record is from RefSeq and is a predicted model, not a curated record. Gene Ontology annotation, biological process: positive regulation of transcription by RNA polymerase II; cell differentiation; negative regulation of transcription by RNA polymerase II. Bases 636 to 1976 code for a protein of 446 amino acids. Lineage: Eukaryota; Metazoa; Chordata; Actinopteri; Mugiliformes; Mugilidae. Gene Ontology annotation, molecular function: RNA polymerase II cis-regulatory region sequence-specific DNA binding; nuclear receptor activity; zinc ion binding.